AUGGGUCAGGAGGUGGGACCCGGAGUGGAACCGGAAGAGUAUGUGGUGACUGAUUACGAAUAUGACGAAUCUAACCAGGAGUCAGAUGAAGGAACGAAAGUUAAGGAGACAUCUAGUAAACCCCACCUAUCGAAAGCCCUAUCAGGCCCGCACACGAUUCAAGAAAGUGAUACAGACUACAUACGCUCUCUUGAGAAAGAAAUAACUAAUCUCAAGCGUCAACUCUUAGCGGCCGAAACUAGAGCCAUUCGAGCCGAGCAAAGGGAAGAAAUAAUCACCCAGGAGGUGAAUGAACUGGCUGAACUCCUGAUACGCCAGCUUGAUGAUUAA
Molecule: messenger RNA, 330 nt
Organism: Lactuca saligna
Lineage: Eukaryota; Viridiplantae; Streptophyta; Magnoliopsida; Asterales; Asteraceae
Source: the annotation of a GenBank genome assembly